Molecule: messenger RNA, 1842 nt
Organism: Epinephelus lanceolatus (giant grouper)
Lineage: Eukaryota; Metazoa; Chordata; Actinopteri; Perciformes; Serranidae
Gene: plekhf1
Product: pleckstrin homology domain containing, family F (with FYVE domain) member 1
Biological process (GO): endosome to lysosome transport; endosome organization
Cellular component (GO): early endosome
Molecular function (GO): phosphatidylinositol binding; metal ion binding
Source: RefSeq, a predicted model, not a curated record
CAGAAGGGCAGGCUCCAACCGGGAACCCUCUUCCUGUGAGGCAACAGUGCUAACCACUGCAUCACUGUGCCACCCAUACAAAACAUCACCCUCGGCAAAUGUUAAUAAAGUAACAGUGGUUGUGGGAAAAUAAUGAGCUGUGUUGCCUUUCAGCUGUUUAAUUAUCUGCCAAAUUAUUCUUACGUUUCUGGAAGGAAGAAUGACUGAGUAAACUUGGAUCGAACAGCAGAAAGUCCACACCACAGAUGACAGAUGAGUUGGCAGCAUGAAGCCAUUUGACAUCUUUUUGUUUUUCCCCUCCAGCUGCUGGCGGAGCUGCUCGACCAGUCUGACAAACCAUCUGUUUAUGAAAUGUGAGCUCUCGUCAGCUGAGCAAGCUGGAAAGCCCCGUUGCGUCACCAGCUCAUACGGCUAUAAAUGCAAGCGCGCUGCUCCUUGGCUCAUCAGAAACAAGACGAACACAUGAAAACAUCUCACACCUGCAGAAAGGCGUGGAAGCAUCAGCAGAAAUACACAGACUGCUGCACUGACAACAGGAAUCUCACCAUUACUACUACUGCUACUUCUCACCACACACAUGGACACCAUGGUGCACCAGCUGACAUUUGAUAAGGAUAACCAGGAGCGGAUCCACGCUGUGGAGUGCUCAUUUGGGCCGUCUGGGAAGCCCCUGUCCCAGCCUGGUCGGGUUCUGAUCGGAGAGGGCCGCCUGGUGAAGCAGAGCCGCCGGGGGCCACAGCCGAAAGUCUUCUUCCUCUUCAACGAUGUGCUGGUGUAUGGCAGCAUCAUCCUCAACGGCCGUUGGCACAAGAAACAGCAGAUCAUCCCUCUCGAGGACAUCCAGCUGGAGGACUUGGAGGACAGUGCAAGAAUGAGAAACCAAUGGUUAAUCCGCACCCCACGCAAGUCCUUCUACGUGGCAGCCGCCUCAUACGAGGAGAAGCGAGCCUGGAUCGAGCACAUGGAAGACUGCCGGUCCAGACUGCUAGCGAGAGCAGGCUGCACACCCAGCUCCACCUUCGCCGUCACCUGGAUCCCUGACCAGGCCUCUGCUGUCUGCAUGCGCUGCGCCUGCAAGUUCACCGUGACCCAGCGCCGCCACCACUGCCGGAAAUGUGGCUUUGUGGUCUGCGGGGCCUGCUCCAAGAAGCGAGCGAUCAUCGGACACAUUCACCCAACUAAGUGUUUGAGGGUCUGCACCAUGUGUCACUCCAGCCUUUCCACAACAGAGGCCGGGGCCCAAGAGGUGUCUCGGAUCAGGGGAAGCAGCACAGAGAAGAUCGGCUCAGAUGAAGAUGAAUUUGAGGGAUCCUAUGAGGAAGAGGAGGUAGAGGAGCAGAUGGAGGACCAUGACCCCAGCAGGUGGAUGGAAUCCCAGAUGGAUUCCUGGUCCCCCUAUGUCUACCUCAGACCAGAGCAUGUGAGGCCCCAAUGAGUGCAUCAAGAGUGCAGAAACCACCUCAUGUUGGACUUUGGACAUUGUUGAACAUGGACAUAAUGCCGAUACAGCUCGGUGACAUACAAGCAAAUGAAAGACAUUCUCACUCCGUCAUAACCAUAUCAAAACAGUAAUUUAUAACAUAACACAAUCUUGUAUAGGUAUUUAUUUAUAUUAAUAAUCUGUGUAACUUGUUUGAACACUUACUGUGAAGUCUUUAGUUUAUUUUCUCUGAUUAUGUGACCAGAGGAUUUUGAGUAGAACACUCGAGGCCGACCUCGGUCUGCCUCACUACUUUUUUAGUUUCAGUCGUGUAUCAUAUCAGUGUUUGUGUACAUGAGAGCAUCUGCUUCUUAUUUAUCUUUGAAGUAAAAAAUAAAACACGAUUUAAAAAAAAAAAAAAA